This is a messenger RNA of Prunus persica (peach), 918 nucleotides long. Its product is annotated as glycine-rich RNA-binding protein 4, mitochondrial. Bases 116 to 535 code for a protein of 139 amino acids. Gene Ontology annotation, cellular component: mitochondrion. NCBI's taxonomy places the organism in Eukaryota, Viridiplantae, Streptophyta, Magnoliopsida, Rosales, Rosaceae. The record is from RefSeq and is a predicted model, not a curated record. Gene Ontology annotation, molecular function: RNA binding. The transcript has 4 exons. Gene Ontology annotation, biological process: mitochondrial mRNA modification.
CUCCAAUCUCUCUCCUAUAGCUGACCUUCCUCAAUCUCGCUCUCUCGUUAGAAAACCAGUGUCGUGGGUUUAGAGAAAGGGUUUUAGGAAAGACUUUAGCUCCAAAGCACAGAAAAUGGCUUUGACUCUGAGAGCAGCGGCGGCGGGGCCCACUCGUGGCUUGAGACGGCUCUUCUCAACAAGUUUCAUUCCCCCAAUGAACUCUCCGGCGCCUCAGGCUCGAGAGAAGGCUGAGCCAAGCACCAACCUCUUCGUCUCUGGACUUAGCAAACGUACUACUUCAGAAAAACUACAGGAAGCCUUUUCUCAGUUUGGUGAAGUAGUUCAUGCUAGAGUGGUAACCGAUCGGGUAUCAGGAUAUUCUAAAGGAUUUGGUUUUGUAAGGUAUGCUACCUUAGAAGAUGCUGGCAAAGGCAUAGACGGCAUGGAUGGAAAGUUUCUUGACGGUUGGGUCAUAUUUGCUGAAUACGCAAGACCCAGACAACCACCUCCACCGCCUGAGAACAAUAUGUCUCCACCAUAUAGCCGUUAUUAAAUUCUGCAUCCAAGGCAAGAAAGCUUGUCAAUUUAAUAAUAUUUGUCAGCAAGUGGAAUUCGGUGAUUAUACUUCAUCAUUCUUUGGUUAGAGGUUGGGUUGGUCUUCAUUGCCUGGGAUUUUCAAAAUGAGGUGGGGAUUAUCCUAAUUUGACAACCAAGCAAGAUUGGAAAUCAUAUGUAUUAGAAAUCGUCUGUGUUUAUGACAAUAGUGUGUAAGACUGUUUGCUUUUGUUAAGUUGUUGAGAACCUUGUACUGAUAAUAUAUUCGAGACCUCAUUUUCAACUUGAAUUGUGGUUGAUUGUGCUUAGGGGUAGUCUGUUUCUAUGUUUUCCUUUGAGCAAAUUAAUAGCUAAGGUUCGCCGCGUGCUUUGUAUUUUCAA